Molecule: messenger RNA, 5712 nt
Organism: Plasmodium knowlesi strain H
Lineage: Eukaryota; Apicomplexa; Aconoidasida; Haemosporida; Plasmodiidae
Product: histone-lysine N-methyltransferase, H3 lysine-4 specific, putative
Exons: 1
Coding region: 1-5712 (1903 amino acids)
Source: RefSeq, a predicted model, not a curated record
AUGAAUAUCUCCCCAAUAAAAUACGAAUCGAAAAUCCUGAACAACUUGGCCAGCAUGCUAAAACUUAGCGAAAAAUCAGACAACGAAAUAUGGAACGAAAUAAAGGAAGACAGGAACCAUAUAAAGUUCGAGAUUGAUGAGGACAUAAAGAGGGUUAUCGAUGUUAACAAAAUUAACUGUACUUGUGAUGAAUCAAAAAAAAAAAUUGAAGAAUAUAAAGGGAAGAAGUUCGAAUAUUAUUACAAUGUGGAAACAUAUGGGGUCGAUUUUUUCCUAGACAUAUGCAAUGCUCUAGGUAGGUCUAACUACAAGCCCUUCCUAUCAGAAGAAGGCAAGAAAGAAGUUAUGAAUGGAUUAAGAAUUAGAAGAAAUUCCAAUUUGUAUAGGUAUGUCUCCUUUUUUUUAAGUAAAGAAAGAUUAAAUAAAGACAGACUAAAUGAUGGGAAAACACCUGAACAGAUUUUCCACUGUUUUAAGUGCCUUAGGAGUGUACUACAUAUAUAUGUGGAUGAUAAAAAUAAUCGGAAGAGGAAAAUGUAUCUACAGGAUAACAUAUACAUUACUGAAGAAAUGGAAGAGAAAAUGGAAAACGACAUACUUCGUGAGAAUCAAAAAAAUAAUAAUGAAGAUCCUCCCGACCUUAGGGAUGGUAUAAUAACCGUCAGCAGAUACAAAGCCGAGUUAGCCUCCAUAACUAGGAAAUCAAAUGAAAAAAUUAUUAAAACUAUUUUGGAUCAUACGAAAAAUAUGCAAAAUGGAAAAAAUGGCAAUGAAUCCCCUUCCCAUAGUAAUACCCCAAAUAUAUGUAAAGACACCUCCAUCAGCGGGGAUAACCAAUCAAGUAGUCACUACCAAGAAUUGAACGGAAGUAACACCUUUGAGGAAAACAACAAUUACAAAGCAUCAGACUCCUUUGAACAUAACGAAUUAAAGCAUUAUAGCGACUCUGCAAAUGGUUUUUCUAAUGAUGGAGAGACAGGAAGUACAGACAAUAAUGCGCAUAGUAAAAAAAGGACCACCUUGAAAAAUAACCCCGUGGCAAAUAAUUUGAUACAGAUGAACGGAUCUGCCGGAAACAUAGUUCUGAGAAAGAAGAGGGAAAGACAACGAAGAAGUGUGCAAACCAUCACGAAAAAUAAAUUAAGCACCAAUUCGAGUAGAAAAUCUAGCUCAGUCAAGAAAAAGGAGGCAGGUGAUAUGGUCAUGUCAGUCGAUGGGGGCGUGAGCGGGGAUGCUCUACCAGGGGGUCAUCCCAAGGGGGGAAAUAAAUCCGAUGUGGAUAGUGCCCCAUGUGACGAAGCCCAAUGUGACGAAGCCCAAUGUGACGAAGCCCAAUGUGACGAAGCCCCAACAGAUGCACCCACAUUGGAACUGAUCUUACAGGGGAAUGAAACUCCCCGUGCGUUGAUUCAAAGUGGAGUUGUGCAACAAGCCGAAUGGGAUAAAAAGUUGAAUGGGGAUGGGAGCAACGUAACAGAGAAACACGAGAUAAGCCCAGUCCAAACGAAGAUAUCCACAGGGGAAGAGGAACUAAACUCGAAAGGCGGCGGGUCAGAUGAAGGUGGCAAGGACAGUUACCAAUAUGAUGUAUAUCAAAAAACGUCUCUCGUGAAAAAUGCAUCGAAUAGGGAAGAGAGCUACGACUUGGAAGGAAGUGAUGAUGCGUCCUACUCCACAGAUGAUUCAAAUUAUAAAAGGUAUAUGACGAGGAAGAAGACAAAACUCUUGCAGGAAGGAAAAAUAGUUAUCGACUUAAAUAUACUAAACGGAAAUGCAAAGAAUGCAUCUGAAAAAAAGGAAAAGGAAGAAGAAAUUGAGGAAAAAUAUAAAGAGAGAUGUUAUGGAAAGAACCAAGAAAAGAUAAGAAUGGAUAAUAUAAGAAAAAAGUUGGAAGAGAAGAAAAUGUUUUUUUGUAAAAUAGAAGAGGUAGCAAAAAGGAGAAAUAAAAGACAUGUAAAAACACAAGUUCUGUCGAAGGACUGCAAAAUUGAAAGAGCUUAUUUUAGUCAUAAAAUGAAAAAAUUUUAUAAUUCAAAGUCGGGAUAUUUUGGUUGUGGUUGGUCCAAUAACAAAACUCAAUGGACUCCAUUUAUCCAUGCCCCUUUUUUUGAUAAUAACUAUAAUAAUACUAUCUAUAAAAAUAGGAAUAAAAAAAUGUACGAAGAAAUAUACGAUACUUUGUUACAUGGGAGGAUCCAUCCGGCUGUAAGAAUUGUGGAGUUGAAGGACCACAAGCAUCCUGUGCGCUUGUGCACUCCAUACAGUGAAGAUUGCUAUUCAGUCGUUUACACAGGGGAAAAAAUACUCGCAUCGGAUGAUCGGGUCAUUUUUGGAGAGUACACUGGUUAUGUGGCGAACAAUAGUGAGUUGUCACAGGACAAACACCAGUACAUGUUCGCCCUAUCGUUCAGCAAGAAAGUUUUUAACGAUAGGAAGAAUGUCGUUUUUAUUAACGAGAUUGAAUCGGACGAGGAGGGUGUGUUCAAAGGGGACAACCACCACGGGGAAGAAGCGAAUGACAUUAUCACUCAUCGUGAUAGCAGUAACCAUAGCGAAUAUGCGACCAAGUCGAGCACCGAAGGAAUCUAUUUGAGUGAUGAGAAAAUUUGUAAAGAAGCAUCUGUUAAAAAGGGUGAUAUAAAUACAAAUGGGAGAGGAAAUUCCACCGUUCCCAAUGUGGAUACAAUACAAUGCGAAAAAUCGACACAAAAUUUCAUCAGAGAGAAGAAAAAAUAUAAGGGGAUGUACAAUAAGAUUAUCCUCCCAGAUAAUUACACAUAUGCUGUUGAUUCGUCCUACAUGUUCAACGAAAUGUCAUUAGUCAAUCAUUAUAAAACAUGUUCUAUUUUUAACAAUUAUGAUUUUAGGAUAAACGCGGAGUGGCAAUUGGUUUACCUUGAUGGAUGGCCUCAUAUCAUUCUCACAUCCAUCCCAGGUGUAGAAAUAAAUACAGGAGAAGAAAUUUUCGCGGAUUUUGGUUUUGAGUGGUUCGAAAGGGUUAACGAUAUUUGUCUGAAUGAUUUUAUUAAAAAUAGCUAUGCAUGCAGAUUGAGCAACUUAAAUCUUGGUAUAGAAAAAACAUUCAGUGGAAUUGAUGAUAUAGUGGAAAAGUACAACUUGAUAAAAAAUCACACUACGUGCAACAUAUGCAUGCACAGCGUCAACACAGAUGGUAGUAACGGGUUUAUUGCUUGUUCGGGUUGUAAUCAUAUCUAUCACCUAACAUGUGUGCAAAAAUUAAAUGCAGAAGUGAACGAGAAUUAUGAUUGGUUCUGCGCCAGUUGUGUCAAAUUCUGUAUCAAUAUGCUGAAUCAGGAAGAAUUCGUGGCCAACCUAGAAAUGGAAAAUCACAAACUCUUGAUUCAACUUUUUAGUGAUGAUAUGUGUGUAGAAAAGUUAAAUAGAUUACCCACGUUGUUAGCCCUAGAAGCAAACGAUACCCCUUUGUGUAUCCCCGACGGAAAAGACGCAAAAGAAGUUACUAACAAUUCUAACUGUAUUGAGCAGUAUGACAGGAUACGCAAAUUACUACGUUGUAGGAAAAAUAUUAUCGACUUGGUGAAGAAUAAGGAGAUCAUUAACUCCUACUUAGAGAACACCGAGAAGGAAAUGAACUCUCUAGAUAACAUCCAAGAGGUGGGAAAUUUGUCCUUUAAGAAAGAUAAAAUGAAGUCUCUGUUGCAAAACAGCUUUGAACUCCACCUUCUUAUUGAAUAUAAAAAAAAAAUCGAUGAUUUAUUGCUUAGCAGGGAAAAGGUAGACACAUUUUUUAAUGACGAGAAGGCCCAAAGAACCAUGCAUUUGAGAAAACAAACCAUAAACUACUUGCUGGAAAAUAGGAAAUGUAUAGAAAAGCUGGUCGACUCGAUGGAAAAAGGCACUUCCAUUGUGUUUGCACACAAGGAGGUCAACCGUUCGGACAGGGAUACUACAUUGAUGGGGCUCAAGGAGGAAUUCCCGCAGGAGCAUAACUUGGCAAUAGAAAAAUGGGACCCAAGUUUUAAUAGGGGAGAAAGCCCCGGCUCAGUCAUUAAGGAACACACGAAUGGAAGUAUUUCCAACUCGUAUGAAAAAAUUUUGUAUAGAAAGUCGAACGAUAUUAUGAACAAUUUAAGGGAAAUAAAAAAUGGUACCCCCCGUGGUCGUAUAAAAAGCGAUAUUGUUAACUGUCCAACAUCCAGCAACGGCAACAGUAACAUGAACACGGGUAGCAACAGAAACCUGUGCUUCAACAACAUGAUGAAGUUGAGCAAGAAAAUUUUAGGAUUCCCUUUGUUGACAGAUUUCGAAAGGGGCAUGAGUACCAACCAGCCGUGUCUUCCCCUCAGUGAUCACUUAAAAAGGCUCUCCGUGUGCACCGUUUGUUAUAGCAAGCAUGGGGACUUGGCUAAGGCCAUUAUAUGUAGAGUUACCAAGAUGCACUUUGAGCCAAACUACAAUGAUGGACUGAGCGAUGAGGACAUGUUUAAGACAUCCAGCGAGUGCGUCCAGUCAAUCAUUCGUGAAUUGGCCAACACGAUAAAGGAGUACCGAAAGAGGGAAUUGAGCGGGGCGUAUCUACAGGAGGUGGAGCUCAGCGCUAGUAGCAACUAUAGGAGCAGAAGCAUUGGCAGUUGUAGCAGUCGUGGCGAAAUCAACGCAAACAGCGCGGGAGCCCCAUUAGCUGGCCACCAUAAUCACAUGGGCGCUGAAGCUCAUUCAUCCAGUUCCGUCCCCAGUAGGACAGAAAUAGUGCAACCGGUCAGGUCCAUACUAAGACAUCAACCACGACAACCAUUUUAUGAAAUGAUGAGCAAUCCUGCAUGUAUUGGCGGGCACCAAAGGGGUAGAAACACCCCCGUUGAGAAUAAUACGCCUCCCUUGUUAUUGGAAAACAGAAUGAGUUAUACGGACGAUUAUACCUUUAAGAGGGAACAAAUGAAUUCUACGAAAAAUAAAAGCUCUUAUGAAGAAAAUGACGGAGGUAGCAGUAAGAAGAAAUCAAAGCUUCGUACGAAGUCGUCUAACAAGGUGAUUGAUGAAGAAAAUGACGACUCCUUAAAAAGGCGAACAAAUAAAGCAGGAAGCCACGGUGGUCGUUGCAGAGUUCAUGGUGAAAUAGGUCAGCACGUGCGCAUUGAUCCGUGUUUUCAAGGGCAUGCGGAAGAACACGUGCACCCGAGGAAAGAGGGAAACCAGGAGGGGGAGAAAAAUCACAUGUAUUUUACUCGCGAAAAAUUGAAGAAUACAAAGGAGGCACAGAGUGAGCAGAAGGGGAAAGACGUUACAUUGGAGAAUAUUUCCAAAACGAGUAAUUUCGUCCCGCUCAUGGGAGUUCAACUUGGGAAAACAAAAAUUCAGAGGGAAUUUACAAAUGGAACUUAUGUAGGGACAGUUAUGGAGCAAAUAAAGAACGAAAAUGGCAUUCCAUUUUUCGUUGUUACGUAUGAUGAUGGGGACACAGAAUGGAUGACGCCGUAUUUCCUAUUUCAAGAAUUGUUAAAGCAGUCAACAAACAGUGUGGAAUAUCCGUUAGCAACUACGUUUAAGGAGGUAUUCAACCCCGAAUUUAAAAAGGACUUAAAAUUGAACAAUUGUUCCUUGGAAUUAAAAAUUGAAAGAAGAAAGAGGAAAAGCAAUUGUGAAAGUGCUAGCAACAGUAACAGUGUCAGCAAAAGACAGAAGUAUGCGCAGGAGGAAAAUUCCACAAAGAAGAAGAAGCAACAAUUUUGA